Caenorhabditis briggsae is the source of this 1197-nucleotide messenger RNA. Lineage: Eukaryota; Metazoa; Nematoda; Chromadorea; Rhabditida; Rhabditidae. The record is from RefSeq and is a predicted model, not a curated record. The transcript has 9 exons. Gene Ontology annotation, cellular component: Golgi membrane; endoplasmic reticulum membrane. Bases 1 to 1197 code for a protein of 398 amino acids. Gene Ontology annotation, biological process: GPI anchor biosynthetic process.
AUGGGCACGCAAAUUCAGCCAAUUCUUAAACCUUCAGCCGCCGUUCCUCCGCAUUUUAUGGCAGUCGUAGCGUCGACAUCAGAUGAUUUCUAUGCAAAUUAUGCGUUCGAAACGUCUGACCCGAAAAAUGAAAACUCCAUCAGGGUACCCCGCAAUACAACAGAAAAUCGAAGGCUGAAAUAUGGUCACACAGAAGAUGAUAACUCAGAUAUUGCAUAUUUAAAUUUUCCAGUAAUUGUUCCUUCUCUCAUAUUUACCGUCAUUUCUAUGGGAUGUUUCAUAGGUGGGAUAAUAACAUCACUAACAACAGAUUAUAUUCCUGAUGAACGGGAAUUAAUACGAGGGUACGUCAUUGAAUACGGUAGCAGCCGUUUCCGAUGUAAUGUUAACUGGGUGUUCUGGUACUCGUAUGGGUGCGUAGGUUCGAAUCUCACUUCGUGCAGGAAUUUUUGGUUCUUAACAUUAUUAUAUUUUUCAGUCUACUAUUCCAUUCCCAGUUGUGGACUACCAUCAAUUUUGAAUUUAUUCGAGUUGAAUGUAAUUGGAAACGUAUUGUUUCGAUAUGCGGUAUGUAUUCCAGUUGUUAUCAGAGUAUUCAAUGCUCUAACUGUCAGAAACCUUCUUCGUCAUGAAUAUUCCACAAAGUUCUCUUCUCUACACAAAGUAAUGGCUGAUUCGAUGCCGAUUUUCACAUUUGUCGAGGCUCUUAUGAUGUCUCUUUUCAGUAUUGUUACUGUUCAUGAAGAUUUUCCUGAAGCUAAUAGAUUUUUCAAAAUAGUGUUUGCAAUGUCCUCUGUGGUCAACAUGCUUACAACUACAACUGUGAUGUUUGCUUUCUCUUCAAAUGCUGAGAGCAAAUGGGACACAAUUUCAAUGAUCAUGAAGUUGAUUUCUGUAGUAAUUUAUGUCUAUUUUAUGCCUCAAUACAUUCAAUAUCAUCAAUCUUCAAUCACAUUCCCCAUUUGCCAUUCAUACAUGCCCCAACUGUUCGCUCUAAUGGAAUACGUCAUCAUCGCUGCUUAUGCAGCUUUCCAUCUCUCUUUUCUCAUUGAUAUUCGAAAUAUUUCAUUCAUUUGCUUCCCGAGAUCUGCCAGUGGAGAAUGCGAACCAGUCGAUCCAACCAACUUCAAAAAGGGUGCCAAAUAUGAGCACUGCAGAGCUUUCGAGUAUAAUCAGCGGAGAAUCAUGAGCUUGUAA